Messenger RNA from Dermacentor silvarum, 633 nucleotides. RefSeq names its product cathepsin B. Gene Ontology annotation, cellular component: lysosome. Gene Ontology annotation, molecular function: cysteine-type endopeptidase activity. Lineage: Eukaryota; Metazoa; Arthropoda; Arachnida; Ixodida; Ixodidae. The record is from RefSeq and is a predicted model, not a curated record. The transcript has 4 exons. The annotation marks the transcript as partial.
UCUUACUUUCAUGAUAGAUGCAAUGGCGGGUAUCCUGCUGCGGCCUGGCAGUUUUACAAGGACGAAGGCAUCGUUACCGGUGGCCUGUAUGGCACCGAGGAUGGCUGUCAGCCUUACUACUUCCCGCCCUGCGAGCACCACACCGUGGGACCACUGCCGCCGUGCACAGCAACCAAACCAACGCCAAAGUGCGUGCAAACCUGUCGAAAAGGCUACGAGAAGAGCUACACUGAGGACAAACACUUUGCUAGAAAGGUAUACUCAAUACGGAGCCGCGACGAGACCCAGAUCAAGACUGAAAUAUACAAGAACGGUCCUGUGGAAGCACUCUUCACUGUCUACGCAGACUUCCUGUCGUACAAGAGCGGCGUCUACCAGAGGCACAGCGAGGAGUCUGUGGGAGGUCACGCGAUUCGCAUAAUAGGGUGGGGCACUGAGAACGGCGUCCCGUACUGGCUUGCGACAAACUCCUGGAACGAGGACUGGGGAGACAAAGGCUACUUCAAGAUCCGCCGUGGAAAUGACGAAUGCGGAAUUGAGGAUCAGAUUGACGCCGGCAUUCCCAAGGAGCCCAAGGCAUAGUCAACAGAAUGGACGUGGCUUGUAAACAUUAAUAAAACGUCACGUUAUGAA